This is a messenger RNA of Gambusia affinis (western mosquitofish), 2890 nucleotides long. RefSeq names its product family with sequence similarity 110 member A (gene fam110a). Lineage: Eukaryota; Metazoa; Chordata; Actinopteri; Cyprinodontiformes; Poeciliidae. The transcript has 2 exons. Bases 272 to 1396 code for a protein of 374 amino acids. The record is from RefSeq and is a predicted model, not a curated record.
CCUCGGCCAGCACAUGAGUUGUCAAACAGGUUUGUGUUGUUGAGCUGGUAAACGCUUGUUUCGGACACAUUCAUGCGGGAGGAUCAGCGUCCCGAGUCGGCUUGUGCUCAGCAGAGACCCCCGGAACCCGCGGCUCCGCUCUUAACCGCUCAGGAAGUCCAAAUGUCAGGCUGCUAAAGGUCAGCUGAGGUCACAUCUCUUGGUCAUGGCAGGAUGAUGAUCACCUAGCCCUCUACAGGAAGCCACAAAGUGAAAACAGGAAGCUUCAGUCAUGCCAGUGGAGGCGCUCCAACAUCCCUCAAGGCAGCCGCUGAAAGCUGCCGUAGGAGUUUCUCCUCCACGCCUGCGACCGAAGGGUCCGCUGGGUCCAGACUUCUACAGACGGGUCCAGUCGGGCGCCAGCACCCCGAGGCAGAGCGCCGUGGAGAGACUCGAGGCGGACAAGGCCAAAUACGUGAAGAGUCAGGUAGCUCUGUCCAAGCAGCAGCCAGUCCGGGCGCCGGAGCUGAAGAAGCCGCUGCUGAACCCCAGUACUCCUCUGCGGCCCACCAGGAGGACCCCGACCCAACCCAGCCCCAAACCGGAGGGGCUCCAGCUGGACCUGGAGCGCCUGAGCAGCCUCAUUAGCGACCUGCCCAAUGGACCCCAGUGCGCCGCCAAACCUCCAGCGCCGCAGGUGAAGGAGAAGCCGCGGCUGCCUCCGCGCCUUGACUGGGCCGGCGCCGCUAUGGUGAGGCUAAAAGCGACCGCCCCUGCCACGGUGGACGGUACGGUUAGUCCCGGGGCGCCGGCUGCUGGGACGGUACGCAGAGUGGACGUAAUGCCUCAGGCGGGCCCGGUGAGACCAGGAUCCAGACCGCCGCAGUACGUGCGGCAGCCGCUCCAGCCGGUCCCGCUUCAUCCCCAGUUUCCUCUGCGUCCGGCCACGUCCCGCCAGGGGCUCUUCGUCCAGAAAACGGCGGCACCAGUUGCUCCUAAACCUGAACCCUUGGCGCCGGCGUCCCCCGCCAUCACCAGGCUGUCCUCCUCCAGCUCCAGAAAGCGACCCUCUCUGACCCGGUCCAAGUCGGACAUGAGCGACCGGUUCUCCCGGGCUGGCACGGAUCUGGAGCGCUUCUUCAACCUGUGCGGCCUGGAGCCGGUCGACCUGCAGGACCUGCCGGCCUCCAGCUCGGACAUCGUGUCGCUGGCCCGCUUCCGGAGCGUCAGCGCUCCCGGGUCCGAGUGUGGCGCCUCACAGAGAGGCGGCGAGGUAGAGGAGGAGGAAGAGGACCCGAACGCGGCGGAUCGGGUUCCUUACGGCGUUUCUGUCAUUGAGAGGAACGCCAGAGUGAUCAAGUGGCUGUACGGACUGCGGCAGGCCAAGGAGAACUCAACCAAGAGCACAAACCUGUAGUCCAACACAAACCCAUGGCGACGCAAUCGAGCAAUGUAGAAAAAAUCUAAAUUUCCCCAAAAAUCUCUCAAGUUUUCUGGGGGAAAAAAAAUAAUUCUGAGCUCCAAAAGUUGAACAUUUGUGGGGAAAAAAAACUCAGAAAUUUUUAGAUUUAUCUCAAGUUUUCUAGAAAAAACGUGGAAUGAAGACUUUUGAAAUUCAAAUUAUGUUCAAAAAUUAAAUUAACUUUCAAUUUUAUAAAUUCAAAGUCUAGAAAUUUCUAAAGGUCAUAAACUUGACUUUUGAAACUCAGGAAAAUACUCAAAUUUUGAAAUUAUUCUAAUUUUUCUGGCAGAUAUUCAACUUUUGGAGCUCAGAAAUUUAAGACUAAUCUCAAAUUUUCAGAAAAAUUUUUUUUCAAACAUUUUUACUUUUAAUAUUCAGUUUUUUCCAGAAAAUUUCUGGGAUUAAUCUCUGAGUUUUUUGGUGAAAAGUUACUUAAUUUGUUUCUGUCUACAAUGGCUCUAACACUUUGUUGUACAAGUUCUACCCAGGGGUGUCCAAACUUUGUCACAUGUCCAAAAGAACUGCCUACCAAGAGAAAAUUAAAACUCUAAAAUGAAGCAAAUAAAGCCGUCCUCUUUGUGUAGAAAAGGGAUGUUAUUCAUUAUAUAUCCAAAUAUUUUAAAAAGGAUUUGUUGUAUUGAGUGGAAUUUUCAGAUUCUUUUUGGCUCGACUGAAUUAAUUUAUUCUCGGAAUAAGAACAGGAUUUGGGUCACUUUCUUUGAAAAUGUUCACCAUAUUUAGCCAAGUUUAAUAUAUUUGAUGAAAGCUGGAACAAAGUCGGCUUUUCAGUAGAAGUUUCUGCAGGUGUGGGUCGACUUAUAAAAACUUGUUUAUGAAAAGAUAAGUACUUUGUGUUGUAUUUAACACUUUCCAUUGUAAGAAAAUUAUUAAUUGAACCGUAUUACAAAUAAAAAGUGUUCAUCUGCUUCAAGCCUUGGUGCUGGACAGGACAAAUUUGUAUCAUUUUUUAACUGCAAUUGUGGGGACCACACAAAAUCCGUUUGAGGGCCACAAAUGGCCCCCCGAACCGCACUUUGGACACCCCUGAUCUGACCUAAAAUUGGAUAAUUUCUGCACUUUUGAGUUAAAUGUAAAACUGGCUGAAAGAUCAGUAAAAACUCUGUAAAAACACAAAAACUUAAGCAUUUUUGUUCUGGUUUCUAAUGCAAAUAUAUUUGAAAUGGGAUAAAACUAAAAGUUACUUGUAAAUUAUCUUACAAGUAACUUUUUUACUUGAAACAAAACCAAACAUGCUUGGUAAGAUUCUGUUUUUGUAGUGAAUGGAGAAUUGUGCCAGUUUGGUUGAUGUGGGUUAAGAAAGUCUGACACUUUUUUUUUCUUUGUGAAAACAAUCAGGUUGUUUUUCUCUUUUUGCUGUUGGAGAACAUCAGACAUCGUCUUUAAUGUCCUGCUGGAAACAAAACGCUUAAAUAAAAAGAUGACAAACUA